AGUUCGUAUUCCGCUGCAACAAAGCGAAUACGAGAAAGCAGAAUUGUUUCUGUUCAAAAUGGCACAGACCGAGAGCUACAUCGAUGAGUUGAAAGUGUUGACGAGGAAUAAGGAUCGUCGAAUGAACGAGUGGUUAAAGAUCGAGAAGUCUAGUCCGUUGUACAGAUUGACACCAUUAAUCGACGAGAAUGGGUUAAUUCGAAUGGAGGGCCGUGCCGAGAAUGCUGAAUUUCUAUCGUUUGAUCUGCGUUUUCCGGUGAUUUUGCCACAUGACCAUAGAAUCACGAGGUUGAUUGUACAGCAUUACCAUGAAAAAAGUGGUCACGGAUACCGUCAGGCGGUUAAGAACGAGCUUAAGCAGCAGUUUCAUAUUCCACAUAUCGACGCAAUUGUCCGAAAGGUAUCGUCAUCUUGCGUAUGGUGUAAGGUUCAUCGUUGUCGUCCUGAAGUCCCACGGAUGGCUCCACUACCGGUGCAAAGACUUACACCAAAUCUACGACCGUUUAGUUAUGCUGGCGUAGAUUAUUUAGGACCAUUUGACGUGACAGUUGGACGCCGCUCGGAAAAGCGUUGGAUUGCGCUGUUUACUUGCCUAGUAACUCGUGCAGUGCAUUUGGAGGUGGCCUGCGGUCUAACUACACAAUCGUGCUUAAUGGCAAUACAUCGAUUCAUUGGACGUCGAGGUUGGCCGAGAGAGUUUUUGUCCGACAACGGAACGAAUUUCCAAGGGGCAAGUAAAGAGCUUGCGAGAGCCGUUCAAGCAAUAGGAGCUGACUGCGCGGACGAACUCACAAAUGCAAGAACGAAAUGGACUUUCAAUCCGCCUUUAGCUCCUCACAUGGGAGGCGUUUGGGAGCGUCUGGUUCGUUCUGUAAAGGAAGCGCUCACUGCACUAGAUGACGGAAGAAAGUUAACGGAUGAAAUCCUGCAGACAGCGAUCGUCGAAGCGGAGGACAUGAUCAAUUCGCGUCCUCUUACAUACGUAUCGGAGCAGUCUAACGAGGCAGAGGCUCUUACCCCGAACCAUUUCUUGCGGGGAUCUUCACCAAAUCAGCCAUGUGUACAUCUUCCCCCACCUCACCCAGCCGUAGCACUUAGGGACGCCUUUCAGCGUUCCCAGCAGUUGGCUAGUCUGAUGUGGGAACGAUGGAUUAAAGAGUAUGUGCCGUCGUUAAGUCAAAGGACCAAGUGGUUCGAUGAGUCCAGAGUGCUGAAAGUCGGAGACCUGGUGUACAUCGUCGAAGGCAACAACAGAAAGUGUUGGGUCCGCGGGGUAAUCGAGGAGAUUAUACCGUCAUCAGACGGCCGAAUUCGACAAGCGUGGGUACGCACCAACAGUGGGCGGUACAAGCGAGCAACAGUGAAGCUGGCCGUGAUGGAGAUUGGUAACUCUACGCUGGAUGUAACAUCCGGAUAGGGUUACGGGUCGGGGAAUGUUCUGGCACCACUGGCCAACAUAAUGUUGCGUCGUCAUCGGUGAGAUGAAGUAGCUGUCAAAUGAUGUGAUAGUGAAAGAGAGAGGGAAAAUAGAUACAAAAGUCAAUAGAUAGAACAUAAAACUGUAAACAAAUAUGUACGUGAAAGUUGCUAGAGAGUGAAUGUUGAUAGCGUGGAAAAUUCAACUUAUAUAUUUAAAGGUAGAAAGGUCUGGAUUGAGUUCAGAUUAGAAUAGAUCUAUACAGAUAAUUGCCAGACGGGUUUAAUUUGGAGAGUUUCCUGGAUAAAAACACAAAGAUAGUGUGGUUAGGAGACAAGUAAGUUGAAAACAAUGAAAAUAGAUUAAAAUGAAAACGCACAAUUGUUACAAAAACAAUUUACCAAAUUGCAGUUCAACAAUACCAAAACGAAUACAACGGGAAGAGAAGGGAAAGAUUCGAGCAGAGAAAACAAACAAUUGUAAGUAGUAGAAGUAAGAAUGAGAAAUUUCGAAUAAUAAAGUGAAUUUUAUUUAGUUUGAUCUGCAAAUACAGAAUAGCAGAUUUCCGAAAAUAUUGUUUUCAACUGUCGUCCGAACAGUAUCAUAAAUUGAAAAGUAUCAAUCGAAAAGGUGAGUGGAUUGAAUAUUUAUGAGGUGAAAUCGAUCUAUUUCGUGAUUUAAUACCGGAUGCUAUCAAAAUUUUCGCAACCAAUGUUUUUUUUCGUCAUUUUUAAAAUGUCUACCGAUUUCGGUUACCGGCACCCCAAGGUGUUCGGUUACCGACAGCUCAUUUUUUUCGACAAAUCGUCCAAAUUGUCAGUGAUAUGAAGAGAUGCCAAAUCUGCAAAUUUGUCUGUAAAUUAUCAAAUCUCGUAGUUAACACGUUAACCUUUUCUUCGUCUGAAGACUUUUUACAGACUUUUGGAACUUCGAUUUUUUGCAGACAUUUGUCAGAAUUUACAGACUUUUGAAAAUUGGCGCAAUCUUUUUGUUUUCGCUAGCUAAACUUAUUGUUUUUACUAGCAUCUCCGGCGAUAUGUAAUACGUGGAUAAAUUGACAGUUUCAAUACAUCUGUCAUAAAAGUAAGAACUUUGGUUCUUUGGUUCUGUUAGCCAUGGCGACUUCAAACAAAUCGUACAAAUCAAAGAAAAUUAG
Molecule: messenger RNA, 2573 nt
Organism: Malaya genurostris
Lineage: Eukaryota; Metazoa; Arthropoda; Insecta; Diptera; Culicidae
Exons: 2
Coding region: 59-1417 (452 amino acids)
Biological process (GO): DNA integration
Molecular function (GO): nucleic acid binding
Source: RefSeq, a predicted model, not a curated record